CCGGGUCCGCCUGCUCUGUCCCGCCCGGCCGCCAGGUGAGCCGCGCCAGGCCCCAGCGCCCAGCAGGCCCAGCCCCGCUCCCUUACGCCUCGCCCGCCCCGCCGCCAGGUGAGCAGCUCCAGGCCCCGUCCCGCGCCGUCCCCGCUCAUCCUUCCGACCGCCAGAAACUUUGGCUGAUCCCAGGAAUUUGGCUAGUAGUGCUUCCACAGUACUUCCGGUUCCCAGUCCAGACUACAGUAACAGUACCGACUUAGUUUUGGAAUAUCUGAAGCGGUGCUGCUGAAGAGUCCUUAUGAUUUCACAUGUUUUUGCUGAACUUGUAAAAAAAGGCACUUGGAUGAUGGAUUAACAGGAACAUUGAGAUUCUGUGAAAAGUUUCAAAUCGGAGAGUAUUCAAUUUUCACCCUAGUCCAGCAGCUGUGCUGCUCACUUAAAUACAGAUGAAUGAAGACCCCAUUCGGGAAGACACCUGGCCAGCGGUCCAGAGCGGAUGCAGGCCAUGCUGGUGUGUCUGCAAGCAUGAUGAAGAAAAGGACAUCCCACAAAAAACAUCGGAGCAGUGUGGGGCCGAGCAAACCUGUUUCCCAGCCCCGGCGGAACAUCGUAGGCUGCAGGAUUCAGCAUGGGUGGAAGGAGGGGAAUGGCCCUGUCACCCAGUGGAAAGGAACCGUUCUGGACCAGGUGCCUGUAAAUCCUUCUUUGUAUCUUAUAAAAUACGAUGGAUUUGACUGUGUUUAUGGACUAGAACUUAAUAAAGAUGAAAGAGUUUCUGCGCUCGAAGUCCUCCCUGAUAGAGUUGCGACUUCUCGAAUCAGUGAUGCACACUUGGCCGACACGAUGAUCGGCAAGGCGGUAGAGCACAUGUUUGAGACGGAGGAUGGCUCCAAGGACGAGUGGAGGGGGAUGGUCCUAGCGCGCGCCCCUAUCAUGAACACGUGGUUCUACAUCACCUACGAGAAGGAUCCCGUCUUGUACAUGUACCAGCUCCUAGAUGAUUAUAAAGAAGGCGACCUUCGCAUUAUGCCCGAUUCUAAUGAUUCUCCUCCAGCAGAAAGGGAACCAGGAGAAGUUGUGGACAGCCUGGUAGGCAAACAAGUGGAAUAUGCCAAAGAGGACGGCUCUAAAAGGACUGGCAUGGUCAUUCAUCAAGUGGAGGCCAAACCGUCUGUCUAUUUCAUCAAGUUUGAUGACGAUUUCCAUAUUUAUGUCUACGAUUUGGUGAAAACAUCCUAGAUGUCAUCAUGAACUUUGCCAAAUUUGUGGAACUAUUAAAUGUAUAAUUUGUAGACAUAAAGACUUGAUUGCUUUCCAGUUUAAUGAAAGCUUAAAUGUCCCUGCGAACCCACAAUCUCUGCCAGCAGAACUGGUUUUGUUCUGAAUAGUACAGAUUUAUGUGAACACAAAGCAUUUUGUGUAAGGAACUCCUUCCUCUUAAAAGAAGUCUGUGUGUCUGGAGGGGAGUUAAGGCAAGUUUGGUGCAAGUUAAGCUAGCAUUGCGGUCGUGUAGAACUGUACUGGAUCGUCCCCAGCUCCCCGUCACCAUAGCUCUCCUUCUCUGCUGCCACACUGCAAGCGUAGUUUGGUACUGUCGGUACUGCCUUCUUUUUUGAGACGUGUACGUAUCUCUAUCUACCUGUCCAGCUCUGUGUGUGUCCAUAUGCACUACGCGCGCGCACGCGCGCACACACACACACUCUUCCUUGGCAGUCCUUUCUUUGUGGAUUGGGGUGGGGGUUCAAUAAUAUUCUCCAGUUUAACAGGAGUGCUUGUCCUAAGUCAGUCCUAUUUUGUAUAUUACUGCUGUCUAUUUAAAAUUAAAUGUGGGCACAGGAGACAACAUCAGGAUGUUCAGCAUGUUCUGGAGUCGGAAGUUCAGACACUGUUUCAGUCUGGAGGCUUUAAAUCAUGAGUCCAAAUAUGAAUCCCUUGAGAACAGUUGCUGGACCCACAUUAGAAUUCAACAAAACAUUAGAAAUCUGGGUCAAAAGCUGCCUUUAAUUCUAAGCUUUGUAAAUUUUUGUUUACAUUUUUUUUUAAUCAUAAAUCCUCUUUCUGUUUUAAAGCAAAGCCCAGGUACUUGUGCACACACAGUGGUGCAGGUGUGUUUUGGGCGGCCCAAGCGGUCCGUUCAUGUGUACAAAUCAGUCUGGAUUCUAGUACGUGGAUCUGAGAGGCAGCAGUGCAUCAGUGGUUUGUGUGUGUGUGUGGUAAGUUCCUGGCAGAACCUAGUGCUUUUAUAUUAGAAAUACAAGUUUCAGAAUGGUGUUGCCGCCUGCCAGCAGGUUCUCUGGAACACUUAUUUUUAUUACUGUUCUUACUGGUACAUGGUUGCGGUCAGAAGGCUUUUCCCCACAAGAGGAUCUAGAUGCACAACAGCCAGGUCCCCGGCCGCCUUCUGUGGUGCUGCACAGUCUUGCUCCUCGAGUGCUGUUGAUAUGGGCUCUCCCCAUCCAGGGGCCCUGCCACGUCAGGGCCGGUCACUGCGCUAGCCCCCCGGGUGUGCCUGGAAGCAGCCUGUGGCUGCACGACCUUCUCGUGGCUGAUUGCCACAAGGUGGGCUUCACCGGAAUAGACCCGCAGAGGUAGUUGGUGUGUCAGCGACAUGGCCAUCUGUCCCUUUGUUUUGGAUGAGCCCUGACCGUAUGAAAGCCAGGAGAGAGGCAGGACGUCAGACCAGUCUCUUGUGGAGAUUGGAAAACUUGCCUGAGUUCUGGGAGUCAGCUCCCAGAUCGUGAGGCCUCAGAGACACUGUAGCUGUGGCCUCGGCAUGCUUGUCCGCAUGGUGAGGCUGUGUGCUGUGGUGCUGUAGGGUGGUCACCUUGCGCGCUCUAGCAGGGCAGCGCCCGGCCUGUGUAGGUUGUCUCCCUGCGGUGAGCACCUGGUCUCAGACGCUCCUCCUGCUUGAACAGGGGUCAUGCUGCACACCUGUCACCUCCUUCCCUGGAGGCUCUCGUCACAGUCCCUGCAUGCGAAUCUCCAGGCUGGGCCCAGCUCCCAAGCGCAUGUGGACACGUGUGCCAAUAGAGUGGGUGUGCCCAGUGUGUGCACCCGGACGUGACGAGGUGGCUUCAGGCUGAAAACCAGUGUUCUUGGGAAGUGUCCUGAGGGUUGGGUCACUUGGUGACUUGCAUUGGGGUUUUCCUGCAAGUACCUGUAGCAGCUUCAGUACUACGUGGUCUGCCACUCCCCAGAUGAACGUGACGAUCACCGUUAUGUUAAUCAGUGUUCCAUGUGUUGCCUUUAGGGUGGAAGGAAGGGGAAGGGGUUUUUUUGUUGUGUUCUUUAUUCCCCCCAUUCUUUUUACUUUUGGUGGCUCAGCCCACACUUGCGCGGUGACUGACUGCACUCCCUCGCCCGGUAUUUCAGGCUUCGUUCUAGGCUCACGUUUCAGAUCUGCAUGCAUUGCUUGCCUUUUCCUGCUAUCAGAAUGUUGGUUCCUUGUUCUAGGAGGCCAACAUGAGUUUCCAAAAUUAUCGUGGGACUUGUGACCACACAAGACCUGAACCUGUAUAAAAUGUCCCGGCCUUCCUCACUGACCUGCUCUAGUGUUCUCGUGUCGUGUGCGUGUGACGUCCGGCUGCCACGUGAAGCUUCCGAGGAGAACCUUAGACGCAGACCAUCCUUUUUUGCAUGCUCUAUUCUAAGUAGGAUGUUCAAUGUAACUAACUGAACUUGCAUGUGAAAGAUAUUUAGGUUUUUUUUCUAUCUUUGUUUUUAUUUGUUUUCAGUUUUCUGUAUAUUUGCUUCCUGUGCCGUUUUAGUGGUCGUAGGAUGAAAGUGCACUGGCGAAGCCAUGCAGUGCCAGCAGCAGGUGACUUCCCAGCUCUGUCGUGCAGCAUUUGAAGGGACUGUGCAUUCUCGAAGCCUCACAGUUACUUCUAAGCCAGAGUUCAUUCCUGUCCUUGUUUUACGUGCCAAACCCCGAAGUGCAUUGGGCUUGAAUCUCUGAACGCUGUGGACCCAUUAGAGGACUGUUCUGAUUGUCACAAAUUGUAGUGCCUGAAAACAUUCUUAAGCUGAUUGUCUUAAAAAAAAAAGAAAAAAAAGAAAAAAAAAGAAAGUUCUCCAAAGACAAAACAGGAACAAUUAUUAUAACAAAAUAAUUAUGGUCGAAAUGUCUGUGGUUCCUUGGAAAUGCUGCGCUUUUUGUAUUUCCACCAUUAGUGCGGUGUGAGCGGAUGUGUAUAGUUCAGGGGUCGUCGUGUUCGCAUCUUGCAAUUAGGUAAAUGACCUCAUUUUCAAGCUUGAAUUCAUUUUUAAUUUUAAUUUUAUUUUAUACGAUGUGUAGACAGUUCCCUGUUCUCUGCAUUUAGAAGUAUAAACAAUAUAAAUCUGUUAAUUCUGUAAGUAAUUUUUAUAAUUAUGAUGUAACUCUAUCCUAUCCUUAAAACAUUUAAAAUAAACCCUUUAUGUGCAA
Messenger RNA from Nyctereutes procyonoides (raccoon dog), 4417 nucleotides. It is a transcript of the gene SPIN1, whose product is annotated as spindlin 1. The record is from RefSeq and is a predicted model, not a curated record. Gene Ontology annotation, biological process: regulation of DNA-templated transcription; gamete generation. The transcript has 7 exons. Lineage: Eukaryota; Metazoa; Chordata; Mammalia; Carnivora; Canidae. Gene Ontology annotation, cellular component: cytosol; nucleoplasm. The coding region runs from base 445 to 1233 and encodes 262 amino acids.